CAGUCAUUCGAAGAACAAGAUGGCGGCCUCUGGUGACGUGGACGAACUCUUUGACAUUAAAAACCAUUUCUUUAUAGGAAAUUACCAAGCAUGUAUAAACGAAGCACAGAAAAAGCAGCCAUCAACAAGAGAACUUAUAAUUGAAAAAGACAUUUAUAUGUACAGAGCCUACACAGCACAGGGUAAAUAUGGAGUUGUAUUAGAUGAAAUUUCACAGCUAUCACCUCCUGAAGUCCAGCCAGUUCGAAUACUCGCAGAUUACCUUCAGAAUACCAAGAAAAGGGCAGCAAUUGUUGAUUCAAUAGAGAAAAGGCUCACUUCGUCCAGCGAUAUCAAUGACUACUAUUUGUUAAUGGCUGCAUCAAUCUAUGUACAUGAAAAGAGCUAUGAUUUGGCACUAAGAUGUCUUCACCAGUCAGAAUCACUAGAAUGUUCUGCCCUUUGUGUGCAAAUCUUUAUAGCAAUGAAUAGAAUAGAUCUUGCCAAAAAAGAAGUUAAAAAGAUGCAGGAGAUAGAUGAUGAUGCUACCUUGACUCAGCUAGCCCUUGCAUGGUUUAAUAUGGCUGUUGGUGGAGAAAAAUUGCAAGAUGCUUAUUACAUAUUUCAAGAAAUGGCAGAUAAGUACACUCCUACWGUAAUGUUACUCAAUGGACARGCAGCAGCCUAUAUGCACCAGGGAAAGUAUGAAGAUGCUGAAAGUUUCUUGCAAGAAGCCUUGGAAAAGGACAGCAAGAAUGCAGAAACACUUAUAAACCUUAUUGUGGUAUCUCAGCAUCUCGGCAAAACACCUGAGGUCAGUARUCGUUUAAUAUCCCAGUUGAAAGACGGCCAUCCUGACCACCCAUUUACUUGUGAUUACACCAACAAGGAGCAAGAGUUCGGUCGCUUAGCUGAACAAUAUGCAGCAGCAUGAACACAUGGACUCUCAAUCAUAAAUACUUACCUUAACCAAACUAGUUAUCAAUAGUUACAUAAUGUAUUAAGAGCAUAGAAAUACUACAUACAAUAAAUGACUUAAAAUUCCAGACCAAUUAUCAACAGCUGAACGUGGUGAUGAUCUUGAUCAGGACAAGGAAGUAAAUUUAUGCUUCAUUUCGAUAUUUGUCAUUACCAUGGUGAACUUCUACUCAAAGAUCUGUAUGUUUUAUUGAAAAAUAAACUUUUAAAAUCGCUGGACAGUUUUGUUGGAGUAAACAAGAUUAAUCUGUGAAAUAAUAAAAAAUCUAUAUGACACAAAA
Molecule: messenger RNA, 1238 nt
Organism: Exaiptasia diaphana
Lineage: Eukaryota; Metazoa; Cnidaria; Anthozoa; Actiniaria; Aiptasiidae
Product: coatomer subunit epsilon
Exons: 12
Coding region: 20-913 (297 amino acids)
Biological process (GO): endoplasmic reticulum to Golgi vesicle-mediated transport; intra-Golgi vesicle-mediated transport; retrograde vesicle-mediated transport, Golgi to endoplasmic reticulum
Cellular component (GO): COPI vesicle coat
Molecular function (GO): structural molecule activity; protein binding
Source: RefSeq, a predicted model, not a curated record